Molecule: messenger RNA, 1678 nt
Organism: Oryza brachyantha (malo sina)
Lineage: Eukaryota; Viridiplantae; Streptophyta; Magnoliopsida; Poales; Poaceae
Product: zinc finger CCCH domain-containing protein 39-like
Exons: 2
Coding region: 137-1276 (379 amino acids)
Molecular function (GO): mRNA binding; metal ion binding
Source: RefSeq, a predicted model, not a curated record
AGAGAUUUCAUCCGAAGCAGGGCGCGAGCCCCACAACCUCCUCCUCCCUCCAUAUCCCCCAGAUCGUCUUCUCCGAUCGAAUGCUUCCUCUGGUGAAUCGCUACUCAAAGAGGGAUUAGUUGUUCGCGGAGAGGCAAUGCAGGAAGCUCUCCUACCUCCGGCCCAUCCCGACCGCUUCUACUCGGCCUUGGGCCCCAUGGCGUUCGGCGGCGUAGAUCAACGGUUCUCCUCGCCUAACCCGCUGACUAGCGGUGAGGAUCUCUUCUACGGCUGCUACUCCCCCUUCAGCCCCUCGCCGCCGCCACGCGCCGCCUCGCUCUCCCACUGCUCGUCCUCCUCCGACUCCGUCAUCGACGACGUAGAUGACGCGGCGGCGACCGAGCACCGCCUCCACCUCACCCGCCUCGCGCUCCAGUACCAGGAGGUGGCCAACCGCUUCGAGCUCUGCCUCUCCCACCUCGCCGACGCCGCGGAUGAGGCGGCCGCACUCCGUCGGGAGAAUGCCGAGCUCCGCGUCGCCAAUAACAACCUCGCGUGCCGCAUCGCCAAGUUUGGCGGGAUGCAGGGCUCCGCCAUCACCCUCGCCGGUGACCUCCGCCGCCUCCGCCUCGCCGAGGAGCAGACCGUGCCAGUUCUUCCUCCUCCUCCUCCUCCGCCGUCGCCGCCUGCCGCCGCACUGAUGCAUCCCGUCGCCGUCCCCGAGAAGCAGGCGGUUCUGCCGAAGAGCAUCUCCAUCCGUUCGACCGGCUACCAGAAGCUGAACCAGGGCGGCAAGCAUCGCGUGUCGAAGCCGCUGAACGUAAGCUCGGUGAAACCAAAUCCCCCCAAAUCCUCCAUUGUGUCUGGAUCACACUCUUGCAGUGCACUGACUCCAGUGCUCAAUCCAAAAUCCUCAAUCCUUACUAGUAUGAUGUUCACGAUGCGACAAUGCAAGCAGCAGCGCGUGUUCGUGGGCAUUGACGGCGCGGAGGGAGGGGAGCACAAGGGUGGGGUGAAGGAGGACCCGCCCAUGGGUGGGCUGGAGUUCGAGGUGUACAACCAGGGCAUGUUCAAGACGGAGCUGUGCAACAAAUGGGAGGAGACCGGGGCGUGCCCCUAUGGCGACCAGUGCCAGUUCGCGCACGGCGUCGCGGAGCUCCGCCCCGUCAUCCGCCACCCUCGCUACAAGACCGAGGUCUGCCGCAUGGUGCUCUCCGGUGGUGUCUGUCCCUACGGCCACCGCUGCCACUUCCGCCACUCCAUCACCCCCGCCGACCGCUUCUCCUUCCGCCGUUGAUCAUACAUGUCAGUCCAUCACCGACUGCUAAUCUCACUCCCUCUGUCUCCCUAUCUUCAACAAUGACACAUGAAAAGAGGGAAAAAGGAAAGCCGUAAAUAAGGUAUAUUUAGUUGCACAAAGCAAACGAGAACUGAGUUAUACAUUUAGCACACAGGCGAAAUGUGAAUAUAUAGAGAGUUCUAGGUAUUAAGUUGUGGUCAAAUAUGUGAGUUAUUACAUUGGGAGUUAUUUGUCCUAUGGUUUAUAUCGUUAUAGGUUAUCAUGUUCUUGUUUGCUAGUUGCGUUUUGAGCAAACCAGGUGACAAAUUGCUGGACUCAUGUAAGUAAGACUGUUAUUUGCAUAUUUGAUUGAUGUCUUGAACACUUGUACGCUAUGAAAGUGCCUGAAUGUAGUUAUUU